AUGGUUGGAACCAAUGACAGCACACAGGGAACCUUCGUCCUGGUGGGCUUCUCUGCCCGCCCACACCUGGAGAGCGUCCUCCUUGUGGUCAUCCUGCUGGCCUAUCUCCUGACCCUGGUGGGCAACACCACCAUCAUCCUGGUGUCCCGGCUCGACCCCCACCUGCGCACCCCCAUGUACUACUUCCUCACCCACCUGUCCUUCCUGGACCUCUGCUUCACCAGCAGCUCCAUCCCUCAGCUGCUCUACAACCUGCAUGGCCCGGACAAGACCAUCAGCUUCGCGGGCUGCGCCCUCCAGCUCUUCCUGUUCCUGGCCCUGGGAGGCGUGGAGUGCCUGCUCCUGGCUGUCAUGGCCUACGACCGCCUCGUGGCCAUCUGCAGGCCCCUGCACUACAUGGUGCUCAUGGGCCCCAGGCUCCGCCUGGGCCUGGUGUCCCUGGCCUGGGGCUGUGGCAUGGCCAACUCCCUGGCCAUGUCCCCAGUGACCCUGCUCCUGCCGCGCUGUGGGCGCCGCCGUGUGGACCACUACCUGUGCGAGAUGCCAGCCCUGAUCCGCAUGGCCUGCGUCAACACGGUGCCCAUCGAAGGCACUGUGUUUGUGCUGGCCGUGGGCAUCGUGCUGUCACCGUUGGUGUUCAUCCUGGUGUCCUACGGCCACAUCGUGCGGGCCGUGAUGCGCAUGCGCUCGGCCUCAGGGAGGCAGAGGGCCUUCCACACGUGCGGCUCCCAUCUCACGGUGGUGUCGCUCUUCUAUGGAAACAUCAUCUACAUGUACAUGCAGCCGGGAAACAGCGCCUCCCAGGACCAGGACAAGUUCCUCACCCUCUUCUACAACAUCGUCACCCCGCUGCUGAACCCGCUCAUCUAUACCCUCCGGAACAAAGAGGUGAAGGGGGCACUGCGAAGGCUACUACUGGGCACCAAGGUGUAG
Octodon degus (degu) is the source of this 933-nucleotide messenger RNA. Its product is annotated as olfactory receptor 2W3-like. Gene Ontology annotation, molecular function: olfactory receptor activity; G protein-coupled receptor activity. Gene Ontology annotation, cellular component: membrane. NCBI's taxonomy places the organism in Eukaryota, Metazoa, Chordata, Mammalia, Rodentia, Octodontidae. The record is from RefSeq and is a predicted model, not a curated record. Bases 1 to 933 code for a protein of 310 amino acids. Gene Ontology annotation, biological process: G protein-coupled receptor signaling pathway. The transcript has a single exon.